AUGUUCUCCUACAUUGUCCUGAUCGGCGCGCAAGUUUUGUCCAUAUCCGCGAUUAAUGUUACGAUUGUCAGUUACGGACAUUUAAAAAAUCUUACCAGGACCAACGUGAAUAAUACCGUGAUUGGGCUGGAUAUCGCGCAAAAGCGGUUAGGCUCCGCGUACAAUGCGUCGCAGGAGUUAGUGCAGUUUCAUUAUGUUAUCCUGACGGACACCUCCAUUCGCGACUGUUAUGAUGCGGGCGCCAACGUGCAGCUGGUGGCGGAUUAUUAUUAUCGGAAUGUAUGGGAUGACAAUAACAUUAUGACUAUGAUAACGCCAGGCUGUGGAGAUGCGUUUGAUCUAGCCAAACUGGCGCGAGAGUGGAAUGUCCUCAUGAUCGGCACGAGCAUGUCGUAUCUGGAGUUGCGCAGUCGCCGGCAUUAUCCCACGUACAUCAGCGUCUCAGCCAUGCAGUCGGGCGUGAUCGCCCAGGCAGUGCGGACGUUCGCGCUGUACUACCGAUGGCACGCGUUGGCGGCGCUGUACGACACGCAGGGUCUCACCUCCUAUUUCGACGCCGUGGAGUUCCUUAAAUGGGAGAUGCAGACGAAAACCUGGCCCCUGGAAGUCCUACCGGUACCCUUCAAUUCCUCGGCGGCCAACUUCGAUCCGGUCACCCAGCUCAAAGGUAUCCGCAGCCGGGUGCGAGUGAUUUUUCUCUCGCUCAAUGCGUCUCUGGUGCGCACCAUGAUGUUGGCCGCUAAAGAUCUCAGCAUGACCAAUGGAGAAUACGUUUUCUUGGCGGGCAAUGUGAUCAUUAGCAACCUGAGCGGUAUUGUUCACUGGAAGGACAAUGACGAGCACGACACGAGCGCACGCGAAGCAUACCGCAGUCUCUUCGACAUCCGCUUCUGUCCACUGGGCAGCAGCCCGACCGAUGCGUUCCUCCGUUACCUGACCAAUAUUACACAGUUCCACUACGGCGUGACAUAUUUUCCCCUGGAUAAUAAGCCAAAUGAAGCCGUCCAGAAUACCUACGCAGUCAUGGAGAUUUACCGACAGGUGAUCAGAGAACGGCUGGCGUACGGCACCGGCAUUGCCGACGGAGCGGCAGUGGCCGGGCAGUUUCUUAAUCGCACGUUUCACACAUCCACCGGCGACGUGUACCUGGGCAGUAACGGGCAGUCCCGCAGCAAUAUGUGCCUGUACGAUUUGGAUGUGAACACCGGGGAAUUUCUGGUAGUUCUACACUACGAUGCCCGCCUGGAGCGGCUUAGCACGGUGGCCAACAUCACCGUCGACUGGCCACACGGCGCUCCACCGCCUUCCUUCGAGUUCUGCUCAUCCUGCGGCAACACCACAGCCAGCCUGACGUGGAUCUUGGCAGCCGUUCUGUCGGUCGUGGCGGUGGGUUGUGCCGUGGUGUUUGCGGUGAUCACAAGGCGUUUGAUGUGCAGCAUCGACCUGCGCAGCGAAGGAUGGAUGAUCGACAAGAGCCUGCUGCGUGCCCGCGAACACGGCAUGUGUACUGGGCUGCCGGAAAAUCGCAAGGGUGUUCCAGGGAUUCUAUGUACAUCACCGGAACUCGAUCUUCAUGAAGAUAAUCCACAGCCCCUGAUCUACCGCAACCAGCUGGUCGACGUGGCAACAAUCAAACUGGCCCAGUGCCAUCCCGAGUCCAAACGGGCACUGUGCUUGAAGACUCGGGAACAACUGAAAACCAUGAAAUGCCUGUUACACACCAACAUCUGCCAGUUCUUCGGCGCCUUUAUCGAAGGCGGCUUCGUGUACCUCGUCAGUGAGCACUGUUGUCGCGGAUCACUAGAAAACUUCCUAUCCACAACAUCCAUUCAGCUGGAAUGGGAGUUAGUGGAGUCGUUUGUUACAGACAUCAUGGAGGGAAUCUGGGCUAUCCACCAUUCGCCGCUUCGCUACCACGGCAGCCUGACCCUCUCCAACUGCCUCCUGGAUUCCCGUCUCACUGUCAAAAUCUCCCAGCUGGGCUACACCCGCGUCGCCUACCAGCGCUUUUCCUCGCUGGCCCACGUCGCCGUUAAGAACGAGUCGUUCCUGGCCCGCGCUCUGGCCACCACUACCUUCACUACCUUCCAGCCCUUUAUCGUCGACAUUCAGCGGAUGGUCAACAACAACAUUGACCUACACGCUUUCGGCUUGGUGAUCGAGGAUAUCGUGGCCCAUUGCCAGCGGGAUCCGGGGAUUGAGCAGCGGUUGCGGCGGUUACGUGAAAUCGCUGGGCAGUGUACUACCUCGUUACAGACGUCGCAUCGACAGGUGCGGACGGAGCUGGCCGAGGUGUGCAGCGGGCAUCAGGAAGGGUAUUUAGUGCAGAUGGUCCAUCGGCUGCAGAUGCGGGCGCAGCAGCUGGAGAAUGCCGUGCAGGAUCGGACGUAUCAUCUGCUGAAGGAGAAGAAGACCUGUGAGACGCUUUUACUGGAAAUGCUGCCACGUGCGAUUGUGAGCCGACUAGCAUACGAUCUGGAUAUCUAUCCCGAAUCCUUCGACGACUGCACGGUGUACUUCAGCCACCUGUAUGGGUUCAACGAGUUCGUGUCCAACAGCUUCCCGCUGGCCGUCUUCGCCACACUGAACGAGAUGUUCCGCCGGUUCGACCAAGUGACUAACGACUACCAUGUCUACAAAAUGGAGACUGUGGGAGAUUGCUACAUGGUGGUAAGUGGUGUUCCGGAGCGCAAUGGAACAAAGCACGCCAGGGAAAUCUGCGCCAUGGCCUUGGCGCUCGUCAGUGUCUUUGAGCCGCUAAAAGCCGGCAACCGGCUGGACGUCAUGGCCGGUAUCAAUUCCGGAGCCUGUGUGGCGGGAAUCGUGGGAGUGAAACGGCCGCGUUACUGCCUUUUCGGCGAUACGGUCAACGUGGCAGCCCGACUGGCCUGUCACGGCCAUCCCGGCCGUAUCCAAGUGUCGGUUUCCACGACCGGGUUCAUUGACGUGGAUGAGGAUUUUCUUUUUAUUAGCCGGGGAUAUACUUUAAUCAAGGGCCGCGGUGGAAUGUUAACGUCCUGGUUGGAAAAACUGCCGAACCGACAAGUUUAAUGACUUUCUGUAGUGUUCUCCUAUUUUUAUAAUAACCGGGUGCCUGAAAAGCAGUUUUUAC
Paramacrobiotus metropolitanus is the source of this 3112-nucleotide messenger RNA. Its product is annotated as atrial natriuretic peptide receptor 1-like. Bases 1 to 3051 code for a protein of 1016 amino acids. The transcript is spliced from 22 exons. Lineage: Eukaryota; Metazoa; Tardigrada; Eutardigrada; Parachela; Macrobiotidae. Gene Ontology annotation, biological process: cGMP biosynthetic process; intracellular signal transduction; protein phosphorylation. Gene Ontology annotation, molecular function: ATP binding; peptide receptor activity; guanylate cyclase activity. The record is from RefSeq and is a predicted model, not a curated record.